UUGUUGCUGUCUACUAUCACGGUGUAUGGCUGUGUAUGCAGUUAGCUAACGCGUGUUUGUAGCAGAAAUGUGAGAAAGAUGGCGACGUUGAAAGAGGAACAGUCUUACGGGCUAUCUUGUGGUAGACUGAGCAAUGGCAGCAACACCUCGAUAUUUCACGUCAAACUCACUGACAGCGCGCUAAGAGCCAUCGAAAGCUAUCAAAGUAGCAAGGGGUCAACUGCACAUCCUUCCAUUCGUUUUACCGGAAACCAAGGGAAAAUCUCCAUACCUCGUGGCCAGACCUCGGAAGACUAUGUGACGUUCACCUUCUACCUGUCCCACGUGGGGCGGGACAACCCUCAGGGAAGCUUUGACUGCAUCCAGCAGUAUGCCACAUGUGAUGGAGCUGUUGAGCUUGACUGCCGGGGCGUGAUCCAGGACAAGAUUACGGUGAACGCGACGGACGACUCCUACCAAAAGGCCCGGCAGAACAUGGCCCAGGUGGAGGAGGAGACGCGGCGCCGAGGCGCCAUCGUCAUCAAGCAGGGCCGAUACAUGAGCAAAAGAGUCCAAAUCCGUAAGCCGCCAGCCGGCCUAACUGAUGUGGUGGCCCCUUCCCGACGCGUGUCUCGGCCUGUUCUCAUCUCCAGCAGCAGCAGCAGCAGCCCAAGGCGGCCCGGGGGUCUGCUGCGCCCCCCCCAGGAGAAGGUGAAGGUAGCGGGGCUGUCCGUGCGCGAGCGCCUCACCCACCUGCUGGCGCUCAAGCCCUACCGCAAGGCUGAGCUGAUCCUACGGCUGCAGCGAGACGGCCUGGCCCCGCAGGAGAGGGACACUCUGGACGGACUGCUGACACAGGUGGCUCAUCUCAGUGAGAAGGACAACACGUUCACACUCAAGGAUGCCCUGCUGAAGGAUGUGCGGAAAGACUGGCCAGGCUACUCCGAGGGAGACCGACAGCUCCUCAAGAGGAUCCUCAUUACCAAGAGCAGGAAGUUGGGUCAGGUCCAGAAUCUUCGGUCAUCACCGGCGACAGUGGAAGUAACAAGGAGCCCACAAAGGGAGCAGGCUAGCUCAUCACCCUCACAGAAACGGCCAUUGCCUGACUACAUUGACCCUUUAGCCAAUAAGAAGCCCCGGAUCUCCCACCUCCUGAAUCGCGCUCAAGUGAAUGGCGGGCUGUUGCGGGAGAGAGAGGCCAGCCCCGUUUCCACGACGACGGAGCCCUGUGUCCCCAGUCUAGAGCUCCCGCGCCCGUGCGAGCCUCUGUCAGAUGUGAGCAGCGACUCUACGCCCAGCGGCCGAGAUGGCGAGGGCUCGGAUGCCGUCGCUUCUGCCGUCAGCGCAGCCGACAGACUAGGGCCCACGUUGGCCGUCGGCACGGCGACACGGCCCUCCCUUCCCCCGCCCCCACCCUGCCAGCCCGCUGCGGCCACUCCCACCACCGCGCACAAGAGCAAGAGCCGGAAGAAGUCCAAAAAGCACAAAGAAAGGGAUCGCGAGAUCAGACGCACGAAAGACAGACAUGGAGCGAGAGGGAGGGAUAGGGAGACGAGUACUGAGGACACGAGGAGCCAUGAUCAGGGGAGAGGCCCAGAUGUCAAUGGCGCAUAUGAACACUCGAGUGGUGCCACAGAGAUGUUGGACCCAGAAGACUAUUUAGAGAACUACAAGUCGAUUGUUUCCCAGGAGCAGCGUCAGAGGUAUAAGAACGACUUCAAUGUAGAGUAUAAUGAGUACCGGGCCCUGCACUCCCGCAUCGAGGGGGUGACGCGACAGUUCACCGUGCUGGAGGCCCAACUCAAACAGCUGCAGCAGGGCUCCGACCAGUAUCAGACGAUUCACAACCAGAUACUUAAAGAGUAUCGCAAAAUAAAAAAGUCUAAUCCAAACUACAGUCAGGAUAAAAACCGCUGCGAAUACCUACACAACAAACUUGCACACAUAAAGAAAACCAUUGCAGAGUACGAUCACAAGCAGAUCUAACACAUCUGCGGUGGGACAUGAGGCAAAAAAAAAGACAAGAUUCCCAAGGAGCCAAGAAGUGGAUAGUCAUCCCAGUAUUUUGUCCAGGCUUGUCUUGAAAUGUUGCUUCUGACGGACUAUGUUGGAACACGUGCAUUAAAAAUUGGGGCCUUUUCUACCCCAUGUGAGUUUUUUUUUUGUUUGUUUAAAUAGAUGUCCGAUGACCCAAAGACAAAAAAAAAUCUCUGAUGCAAUCUUGCUGUUCUCUGACGGUGAAGUGCUGUUGGGUUGGCUACAGAACUGAACUUGGCAUUACACUGUUACUCCCUUCUGCUGCAUGACCAACUUUUGCUACAGAGAUUUCUGGACUGUUCCGUGUCAAAUCACAAUCAGUGAUAGAUCCUUGCACAUGGAUUUUGAGUGCUAGAAUAAGAAGCUAUUCAGCCAGCCUGUGGUAUCAGACUAGGACUACCAUGUAUUAUAUGUUCUGUUUUAAUUUAUUGUUUUGUUGUUUAAUGGCAGAAUUAAUUCUGCAGAAGUGUUCUUUGUUCUCUCAUGGGUCUGCACACUUCCCGAUUAUAUUAAAGAAAAUUAAUCAUCUUGGCGGCUUUGAUAGAUUUCCUGACUUGGUGGAUGAGACAUUUGUUCUGCUUGGACAGCCAGGCCUCCUGAGUUUUGUCCAAUUCCCCAGCAACAGUUAUAAAAUAUCUAUCUAUAUCAAUAUCUAUACAAUAGGACCUUCUGCUGAAAUUGAUGGCACUCAGACCAAAUUACUGUAAACUAUCACUGAUGACUCAGAAACUGACCCUCUGCUCUUGAGCACAGCUGGUUUUGAAGCAUGGGCAAUGCAAAGCGUGGUGACAUGGAAAACGUUCUGACGUGUAUAUUUCACAUUGGCUGUGAUCGUAACAUUCCUACGUCCCUUUCUCCAUGAAAUAAUGUAUGCUUUCCAUCAGAGCAUUGGGGUCAUAAAGUAUCCAGUUAGUCAGAUGCAAGCCCUCUAUUAACCAUCGGCUCUCCAAUGUCUCUCCCCUGUGCAGUUUCUCCUGGUGUCCUCUCAAACAAACCAUUACAGCAUUGAGUUCCAUAGAAAUUCUAUCUUGCCAGUAUUAUGUCAUCUCUGUUGUCAAAACCUUUGUGCCAUAACAUUAAUUCUUUAGUAAGAAUUGUUGUGGAACACUUUAAAGUUGAUGUUGCUCUUCCUACACUGGCCCCUCUGAAGAGGGGCGUGUUGCAUGCUGAGAACCCCCGUUUGAAUUACUGGCUCAGUUGUCACGUAUGAUGAAAUUAAACUUUGGCACUUUGGAAA
Alosa sapidissima (American shad) is the source of this 3253-nucleotide messenger RNA. RefSeq names its product RNA polymerase II elongation factor ELL-like. Gene Ontology annotation, molecular function: cis-regulatory region sequence-specific DNA binding. Gene Ontology annotation, cellular component: transcription elongation factor complex. Gene Ontology annotation, biological process: transcription elongation by RNA polymerase II; snRNA transcription by RNA polymerase II; positive regulation of transcription elongation by RNA polymerase II. Lineage: Eukaryota; Metazoa; Chordata; Actinopteri; Clupeiformes; Clupeidae. The transcript is spliced from 12 exons. Bases 79 to 1965 code for a protein of 628 amino acids. The record is from RefSeq and is a predicted model, not a curated record.